This is a messenger RNA of Microthlaspi erraticum, 711 nucleotides long. The record is from the annotation of a GenBank genome assembly. NCBI's taxonomy places the organism in Eukaryota, Viridiplantae, Streptophyta, Magnoliopsida, Brassicales, Brassicaceae.
AUGGAUAAUCUUAGAAGAAUAUUCUCUAUAGCAUUUGUGUGUUUGUUAUUAAGCAUAGGGUUGUGUUCAGCUACUAGAUCCCUCCUUUACUCCGCUGGUGGAGGCGGUCAUGGUUCAGGGGGUGGCGGUGGACACGGCGGAGGUGGUGGGAAUUUAGGUGCAGGAGCCAAUGGCGGUGGAUAUGGGGGCGGACAUGGCGGAGGUGGUGGAAAUCUAGGUGGAGGAGCCAAUGGCGGUGGAUAUGGGGGCGGACAUGGCGGAGGUGCUGGAAAUGUAGGUGGAGGAGCCAAUGGUGGUGGAUAUGGGGGCGCCGGAGGUGGUGGGAAUUUAGGUGGAGGAGGCGGUGGAUAUGGUGGCGGUUCAGGUUCAGCCGGAGUAGAAUCUGGCCUUACCGGAGGAUUUUCUUUUGGUGGAGGGAUUUCUAGCAAAGCCCGGGGAUCUGGUGGAGCUGGCGGAUAUGGUGGUGCAGGUGGACAUGGUGGCGGUGGCGGAUAUGGUGGUGCUGGUGGAAAUGGUGGUGCUGGUGCUGGUGCGGGCGGAUAUGGUGGUGCUGGUGCUGGUGGUGGAGCAAAUGCUGGUGCUGGUGCUGGUGCUGGUGGUGGUGGUGGUGGUGGUGCUGGUGGUGGAGCAAAUGCUGGUGUUGGUGUUGGUGGUGGUGGUGGUGGUGGUGGUGGUGGAGGAGGAGGUGGGGGAAGAGGAGGCUCGCACUAA